AUGCAAGCGCACCAGAGGGUGAUCAAUGCACCACCUUUGGGUGUCGGUGCCCCCGCUCCGGCUGCUCGACUUCUUCGAUGGAGUCUCACGACUCGAAGGUCUUGGCGAUCGAAGUCUCGAAGGAAGUCUUUCGCAUCCGACUCCGUCGGCGCUGGUUUUUCCCUCGCAAGCGCAGCUCUUGUGCUGCGGCCUUUGCGCCGACAGCUCUUGCCAUGUUGCGCCUCCGCAGAGUGGGUGCAACCGAAGAAGCGGCAGCUGAGAGGCCCCAGCAAUCCCAAGAGGCAGCAAGGAAAGGGCCGCGCUCCCGCUCCGGCGUCGGAGGACAUUCUGCAGCUGCCGUGUUUUUCCAUGCGAGAUCCUUAUGCGUCGCUGUUGUUGCACGGUGUGAAGACGGUGGAAACGCGAAACCACCCCAUGCUCAGGGGAGUAGUCGGCCCCUGCCUUCUGCAUGUCGGCCACAAGACCAUGGAUGAGGGUGUCGCCUUGGAAUUUCUGUGGCGGCGGGGUCUGCUGGAAGACCAAGACCUGCAGCGAAUGCUGAAACCCCCGGAUGGUCUGAACCGCGGCCAGGUGCUGGGCUUGCUUGACCUCGAUGCCACGCGACAGUAUACUGCGGAUGAAUUGAGGUCACCCGCCGUUCAGAAUUCAGUGACGUCUGAGGCCGUGGGGAAGUGGGCUACGCCUGUCUUGAGCGCAUGGUGGCUCCAGACACCACUUCGCGAAAGAGGCCAGCCCGGUGUGUGGACGGUUCGUCUGCCCCGAUCUGCAAUCCCGGCAACGGCGAUGACGCUGUUCAGCCAGCCAACCAUCUCUGACGUGGAAUCAUUGCCGUUGCUCAUGGUGUUCGACCUGGACGGAGUCUGCUGGUCUCCCGAGAUGUAUCAGACCAAGGGGGGCGAACCCUACAGCCUCGUGGCCCAGGGCUUGGUCAAGAACUCGAGGGGUGAGGAGAUCCGGCUCUUCCCAGCGGUCCAGGCAGUUUGGAAGAUGCUUCACAGCCCAGAGGCCCGCUCACGCGGCGUGCGCGUGGCAGUGGCCAGUAGCUCCCGCAGGCACAAGGCGGUGCCUUUGCUGAAGACGAUGGAGAUUGUGCCCGGCGUGUCUAUGUGGGACGUGAUCGAUCCCAAGCUGUUCGAGAUGUACUACCGGCGCGGCGAGGGCAAACGGCCGCACUUGGAGGCACUGCUUUCGAAGUCUGCCGUUUCUCCCAGUGACGUCCUUUUCGUUGACGAUGCUGCAGAGAAUGUUCAAUCUGUAAGGUCCUUGGGUGUGCAAGCAGUGCACUUGCCACAGGGACUGACCCAAGCACAAACGAAGCUCACGUCCGAUCAGAACCUUGACAUCUUGAAGGCACUGAUGGAGGAAACGGACAUCAGGAUAGCAGAGGUCAAGCGAGAUGCUUACGAGUUCAGGCGAGACAUCGUCGUUGGUGCGGAGAACCCUCGCACUGGCAAGACCGUCGCAGAGAAGGUCCUCAAAUACAUGGAAGACAAGUUGACACAGAAGGCUGGUCGACUGCUCUGCCCCAGCUUAUUGCGAGCUGGCCAGUUUUCGGCCAGCUGA
Molecule: messenger RNA, 1563 nt
Organism: Symbiodinium sp. CCMP2456
Lineage: Eukaryota; Dinophyceae; Suessiales; Symbiodiniaceae
Source: the annotation of a GenBank genome assembly